AUGUAUCAUCUUGCUCGCUCGCUGUAUCUAUAUGCCACGAGCAAACCAGAGUACUCGAUCAUCCUCCUUGGCCUUGACAAUGCGGGAAAGACUACACUUUUGACCCAGAUCAAGGCCCUUUUCAACACCGCAGCCGAUCCUGCCGCUGGUCCGACUGGCGAUGCCGCCCCUUCGGAGACCGCAGGCAAUACAGUCCCUACAGUGGGGCAGAAUGUGGCCACGCUUGAUCUUCCCGACAUGUACCUGAAGAUAUGGGAUGUAGGUGGACAGAUGAGCUUGAGGAGACUAUGGACGAGUUACUACAAGAGUGCGCACGCAGUGGUCUUCGUGGUGGAUAGUACAGACAUCGGGAAUGGAGAGAUUGAGGAGGCGCCCAAAACACCUGGGUGGCACGGACGAAAGAAGAGCUACGUCGGGAAAUCGGACGACGAGGAGCCUGAGACUCCAUGGACACCCAUGACACCUCACACGUUGCAAUCCGGGUUCUUUCAGGGUAGGUUGGAUGAGUGCCGGGCCGUUCUCGAAAGUGUGCUAGAGAAUGAAGACACUGCGGGUAUACCGAUUCUGGUUCUAGCAAACAAACAGGACCGGGAGGAUUCAUUGGAGGUGGUGAGGAUAAAAGAGGGUUUCGUGCGGAAGGUUUUCGAGGGAGAGAAAGGAAACAUGAUUCGAGACAGUCGAGUGCUACCAGUCAGUGCACUUCAAGGCACAGGCGUGAAAGAGGCGGUUGACUGGGUCAAGAGCCGAGUGGUGUGGAAUAAAGAGGGCCGUCCUCCAGUCAUGAGGUGA
Messenger RNA from Exophiala bonariae, 789 nucleotides. RefSeq lists its product as uncharacterized. Gene Ontology annotation, biological process: protein localization to Golgi apparatus; intracellular protein transport; Golgi to plasma membrane protein transport. Gene Ontology annotation, cellular component: Golgi apparatus. Gene Ontology annotation, molecular function: GTP binding; GTPase activity. The record is from RefSeq and is a predicted model, not a curated record. The transcript has 2 exons. The coding region runs from base 1 to 789 and encodes 262 amino acids. NCBI's taxonomy places the organism in Eukaryota, Fungi, Ascomycota, Eurotiomycetes, Chaetothyriales, Herpotrichiellaceae.